Molecule: messenger RNA, 258 nt
Organism: Trametes versicolor FP-101664 SS1
Lineage: Eukaryota; Fungi; Basidiomycota; Agaricomycetes; Polyporales; Polyporaceae
Exons: 6
Coding region: 1-258 (85 amino acids)
Source: RefSeq, a predicted model, not a curated record
AUGAAUGGGGCAACGCCUAAUUUGAGUAUGACGGACGAAGGUACCGCGCUGUUCUUUGGUGCCCAGAUUCUUCACGGCAGCUUCGGUCUUAUCGCGCUCUCCAGCGCUGCCAACGCCGACUUUUCUGCGCAUCGAACGGCGGCGGAGGGACUCCGCUUCCGUUCGGCGAACUGGGUGAUGCUCCUGCGCGGCACCUCUGUCUUGCCCGUCGGCGCGAGGAAGAAUCGCAGCCUGGAGGUGAAGAGGCCGUCGCCGUAA